Messenger RNA from Xiphophorus hellerii (green swordtail), 959 nucleotides. RefSeq names its product mitochondrial ribosomal protein L18 (gene mrpl18). Gene Ontology annotation, biological process: translation. Gene Ontology annotation, molecular function: structural constituent of ribosome; 5S rRNA binding. NCBI's taxonomy places the organism in Eukaryota, Metazoa, Chordata, Actinopteri, Cyprinodontiformes, Poeciliidae. The record is from RefSeq and is a predicted model, not a curated record. Gene Ontology annotation, cellular component: mitochondrion; ribosome. The coding region runs from base 183 to 752 and encodes 189 amino acids. The transcript is spliced from 4 exons.
AGUGAACCGGAUAUUAUUGGAGUCUCAAAGAUGGCGCUCCCUCUGUCACGGUGAAACCUUAUAAAAAUAGUGUGUAGGAAAAGGAGAGUUGGUUUGAACUUAUCUAAGGGACACAAAGUGUGCCUAGAUGUUCACGGAUAAACGGAAUUUGACUGUCUAAGCGGAACAGAGGUCAAACAGAGAUGGCUUUGAGGGAAAUUAAUAGGAGUGUUCGGCUGUUGAUGGGUCAAAUUCAGCGGUGUGGUUCUGGUGUUGCUUCAAAGCACUCAGCUCGGUGUUUGAGUCAGGCUGCAGCUCGGCCCGAGCCCACCCCGAAUGAAAACGAAGCCGUCAACCCGACCUUCGUGAACAGGAAUCCGCGGAACCUGGAGCAGAUGGCCCUGGCUGUGAAGGACCGGGGCUGGAAGACCACCUGGCCUCACCAGCAGUUCUACCACAGGUUGAUGUUUUCUCGCAGUCAACAUCACGUCACAGCAGAAGUGUUCUCCUGCACUUCACCCGUCCCAGUGCUGACCUGUUCGACCAAAGAGUGGGCCGUGAAGAAGGAGCUGGCCUCCACAAACUGCGUGGCGGCGUGUCAGGCUGUGGGCGAGGUGCUGGCGCAUCGAUGCCAGCAGGCGGGCAUCAUGAGGAUGGUGUACCGGGCCAUUCCCUGGACGUACCGAUCCGAGGGAGUUCAAGCCUUCAGAGCUGCAAUGAAGCAGGGAGGAGUCAUCCUCAGUGAACCCAGAAGGAAAUAUGUAGGGACCUAAAUUUGAGCAUCAUUUGUCACAUAUACAAAUGAUGUGUAUCCUCAUUUGUAUUUGUGAUGAUAUAUCACUGUAUCUAAAGCAAGUCCUGUUAUUACUGUACAAAUAGUUACAUUAGAGAGACUACAGUAAAUGGACAAUAUUAUGAGAAUUUGAAUAAUAAUGUCUUUUACCUGAGAUCUUGUGGUUUAAUAAAGAGACUAAAUGUUU